AUGGCUCAGCCUGGGCUCCAGGCUGCCUGCCCUUCUCUAUGCGACCCCAAGCUGCAGACAACAGGUGAAAGCCACUGGGAUUCCUAUGCCACCACCAUGCGGACUGCAUUCACACCGAAAACAGGAGCGGCGCCCGCAUUAAUCCGUCAAAAAAGCAUCCGAAGAUUAGGAUAUACGUAUUCACUUAGUGACCCUAUACCCAAUCAGACCCUGUACAACGAUGAAUAUGUUUGGAAAUCAUAUUCUAAGGAAGACUUGCUUAAAACUGGGACUUUAAGAAGAAGCAGGCGCCACAAAUCUCACCCCAAUCAAGACUUGUUUCUUUGGACACUACCUAAAAGUCAACCAAGGACAGCACCAGGUACCUGCCUCCCUUGGAAAAUCCCUUCCGUGGAAGAAGUUCAGAGGGCACUAUCAAAUCAGUUUGUUUCCUGUACUAAGAGAGACUUUGUGGAUGUAUCGAAAGCUCAGAAGGUUAAGAAAAGUUCUCCAGUGUCUCUCGGAUGGAAAAAGUUGAUUCCCAGACCUCUAGACACUGAAUUUCGACGGAAUUACCAAACUCCAGCUAAAAUCCCAGAGCUGCAGGAUUUUAGCUUCAAAUAUGGAUGCUAUUCAAGCCUGCCCAUUGCUUCUCAGGGUCUAGUCCCCUCUGUGCUGCACAGUUUCAUGAGGAAUCAGGAGCGCACCAAGAAGCAGACCAUAUACCAGAGCGACUAUGGGAAGGCCUACCUGGACGUCCUAAUGAUUUUAAACUCCUUUACUCCAUCCCAAAUCAAAGACUACCUGCAGGGUGUUUCCUCCAAAGACAGACAAAUUCUUGAGCGCUUUAUCCGUUCUCACUGUAACAUUGACAAAGGUAAGAAAUGAAAGAGGAAAAUAAUUCAAGUGAAGAAAAUCUCAAAAUCAGUGGAAGCACUGGGGCCUGCCUAGUCGUUCUCUUAAUAAUCAAGGAAAAAU
This is a messenger RNA of Lepus europaeus (European hare), 957 nucleotides long. RefSeq names its product testis expressed 26 (gene TEX26). The coding region runs from base 1 to 867 and encodes 288 amino acids. NCBI's taxonomy places the organism in Eukaryota, Metazoa, Chordata, Mammalia, Lagomorpha, Leporidae. Gene Ontology annotation, cellular component: cytoplasm. The transcript has 7 exons. The record is from RefSeq and is a predicted model, not a curated record.